Hordeum vulgare subsp. vulgare (domesticated barley) is the source of this 1891-nucleotide messenger RNA. RefSeq lists its product as uncharacterized. The transcript is spliced from 3 exons. NCBI's taxonomy places the organism in Eukaryota, Viridiplantae, Streptophyta, Magnoliopsida, Poales, Poaceae. The record is from RefSeq and is a predicted model, not a curated record. Gene Ontology annotation, molecular function: hydrolase activity, hydrolyzing O-glycosyl compounds. Bases 244 to 1680 code for a protein of 478 amino acids. Gene Ontology annotation, biological process: carbohydrate metabolic process.
CGGGGAACCAGAGUAAAGCAAAGCAGAGGCGCUCGUCGUCCCGAUUCGCCACACAAACAAGUCGCAUUGCCAGCCGCUCAAGCCAAGCUAACCCCUCCAUGAUCUCCCCGGGAACCAGAUCACAGCCCGCCUAAUCUAAUCAGAGAGAGAGAGGGAGAGGGAGAGCAUCUCCCGUCCCCCGUCGCCUGACGAGAUCUCAGGACAGGAGCGCCAGCCCGCCCAUGCGCAUACCAGCCGGAGCGGAUGAGCGGCGGCAGCAUGGCCAUGGGCGCGAGGAGCAAGCACCAUCCCAAAUCUUUGGCCCUGCGCUGCUACUGCUACGCGGCGAGCCACCGCUCCCUGACCCUGCUGGUGUGGGGCCUGGCGGCGCUGGUGGUCCUCCUGAACUUCCACCUGCUCGUCACCCACGGCAAGGAUGAGCAGACCGGCAGGGCGAGCGAGAUCCACCGGACGGUCCUCAGGGAGCUGGAGGUGGUGGAGGAGGAGAGGUUCCAGGUGACGCCCGCCCGGAGCCGGAGGAACCCGCGGGCCGUGCGGCGCAAGGGGGAGCACACCAAGCCGCUGUCCGUGGUGGACGAGUUCCUGGACGAGUCCUCGGCGGUGCACGACAUGUUCUUCCCGGAGCCGAGGACGGCCAUCGACCCGCUCCAUGGCGGCAACGACAGCAUGUACUUCUACCACCCCGGCAGGGUGUGGCUCGACACCGACGGCAAGCCGAUUCAGGCUCACGGAGGCGGCGUGCUGUACGACGAGAGGACCGAGACCUACUUCUGGUACGGAGAGAACAAGGAUGGCAAGACCUACAAGGCUCACAGCAAGGGUGCUGAUCGAGUUGACAUUGUUGGAGUGAGUUGCUAUUCUUCAAAGGACCUGUGGGCAUGGAAAAAUGAAGGAGUUGUGCUCCGUGGUGAGAAAAAGAAUGUGACACAUGACCUCCACGUAUCCAAUGUCCUGGAGAGGCCGAAGGUGAUCUACAACGAUCGGACCGGCAAAUACGUGAUGUGGAUGCACAUAGAUGAUGCUAACUACACCAAGGCCUCGGUUGGGGUGGCUGUCAGCGACACUCCCACAGGCCCAUUCUCGUACCUCUACAGCAAGCGCCCGCAUGACUGCGAAAGCAGAGACAUGACUAUUUUCAAGGAUGACAAUGGGAAGGCCUACCUGAUAUACUCAUCCGAGGACAACAGCGAGCUCCACAUCGGCCAGCUAACCGACGACUACCUUGACGUGACCGAUGACAUGAGGAGGUUUCUCAUUGCGCAACAUAGAGAAGCUCCGUCGCUCUUCAAGUUCGACGGCACCUACUACAUGAUAACCUCAGGGUGCACGGGCUGGGCACCAAACACCGCGUUGGCUCACGCCGCGACGUCGGUCAUGGGACCUUGGGAGACGCUGGGCAAUCCCUGCGUGGGAGGGAACGACAUAUUCCGGUCGACGACAUUCUUCUCCCAGAGCACAUUCGUGCUGCCACUUCCAGGCCUGAGAGGUUCAUUCAUCUUCAUGGCUGACCGGUGGAACCCUUCGGAGCUGAGGGACUCGCGGUACGUGUGGCUGCCGUUGACAAUAGGUGGUGUGCCGGAUGAGGCCGCAGACUACAGCUUCAUGUUCCCGCUCUGGUCUCGGGUGUCGAUUUACUGGCACCGGCGAUGGCGGCUCCCUGAGGGGUGGACAGAUUCUUGAAAAUUUGAAAGUCGAAGUUACUAUACGUUUGUUACACAUGAUAGAUACGGGUUUAUUGACAUUCAACACGCAUUGGAGGGGGUGUGUUGUAUAGGACAGAUGUAGAUGCUAGCAGAGUUGUAAAUGUGCAGUUUUGAGUUUGUUCUCAAGUCACACAAAUAUACCUGUGUCCCCUGUGUGAAUAAUGUGGCUGCACCUUCAGUCUUUUCCU